AGGUGGGUCGCAUCUGUCAAAAUUGAUUUUUUUUCAAAAAUUUCCAAACGCCUCUCUAUUUAUGCAACAGUGUAGAUAACUCGAUGUUUUUGACUCCUAGGCAGAGUAUACAAAGAUGGGGAAUAAAGUAGCAAUAUUUUCGGAAGAACAGUUGGACGCAUAUCAGGCCUACUUUUUUUCAGGACUGUACAUUCUUCACACGAAAAGAGAUUUUAAGGAUAUAUGACCGUUUUAAGACUCUAUCACCAGAUAUUGUUCCUAAUGAUAUGAAUGGCCACCAGACACAUACAGUGAAGAUACCAUGCAAUACAUUGCUGUCUAUGUCUGAGAUAAAGACCAACCCUUUUAAUAGACGGAUCUGUGAGGUUUUCUCUGAGGAUGGCACUGGCAAUAUGUCUUUUGACGAUUUUCUGGACAUGUUCUCUGUCUUCAGUGAAUCUGCCCCCAGAGAUGUGAAAGCUGUGUAUGCAUUUAGAAUAUAUGACUUUGACGGAGACAGUCACAUUGGGAAGUCUGACCUAGAGAGGACAUUAUACUGCCUUACACAGAAUGAACUUAGCAGGGAUGAAGUUGAACUAGUCUGUGAAAAGGUGUUUGAGGAGGCAGAUCUGGAUGAUGACGGCCAGUUAUCUUACAUGGAGUUUGAGCACGUCAUCUCACGAGCACCAGAUUUCAUCAGUAACUUCCAUAUUAGAAUCUAACUCCAGACAUUACUCAAGAUAGAUGUCGUAUAUUCAGGAACAAUAUAUUGUGAUAAAUGACUAGCAAGAAAGAUGGCAGCACAUGAAAUACAACAUACGAUAUGAAUGCUCCAAAGUCAGACGAUUUUAGUGACCAACAAUUAAUAUUAGUGAAUGCAGAAUUCUUCAUUCUAAAAUGUGGAGAAUCAAUCUUUAAAGAUCUCUUUUUUUCUUUAAAUGCAGAGUGUUUGUCUAUGAAGAAUGAAGAUUCCUCCAUUUUAAAAUGAGGAGAGUUUCUCUCGAGUUGUUCAAGAAUGUGGUUUGUUCCAUCCAUGAAAUAAAUCGGUGAUCUCAUAUUUGUCAUAUCCCUUAAUAUGAAUUAAAAAAUAUAGAUUUGUCCCUUGUUUUGCAAUGAUAUGGCAAAAAGAACAGGGUAA
Messenger RNA from Owenia fusiformis, 1117 nucleotides. Lineage: Eukaryota; Metazoa; Annelida; Polychaeta; Sabellida; Oweniidae. The record is from the annotation of a GenBank genome assembly.